AUGCAUGUUGUUAGAAAGGAUGGUGUGGGUAUGAUCUUAGACCGACAUGAGUCAAUCCGGGCAGCAGUAAAUCGUUCCGGAGGUGACUGGCAACCUCCAAGAGCAUGGUGGAUGUUUUGUAUAAGGCACAUCGGCAGCAACUUCCUAAGGGAAUUCAAAGUCCCUCACUUGCAAAAACUUGUUGUCAAUAUAGGGUAUUCGAGAACGGUGGAGGAGUACAAUAUCAACUAUAAGAGGUUGGAAGAGCGAGGCGAGGCAUAUGCCAAGUGGUGUGAUGCCAUUGGACUCAGACAUUGGGUAUUGGCAUUCGACGAGGGACAUCGAUGGGGCCAUAUAACGAGGAACCUUGUCGAGUCCAUUAACUUAGUGUUGAAGGGUGCCCGUAAUCUACCUGUGUUGGCGCUGGUCCGAGCAAUAUAUUAUCGGUUAAAUGAACUUUUUACGCGAAAAAGUGCCGAGACUCACGAACGCAAGCAUGCUGGAUUUACUUACUCCGUAUUUGCACAGCAGCGGAUUGAAGCAAAUAUGCAACAGACUGGGAAUAUAGUUGUGCAUCGGUUUGAUAGACGAAAUGAGGUGUUUGAGGUAUACGAAAUGACUAGCAAAAAAGUGAUAGUUGUUGAUCUUGCACGACGGGCGUGUGACUGUGGACACUUUCAGGUGGAACGACUACCAUGUCACCAUGUUAUUGCUUGCUGUGCUAACCAGCGUCUCUAUUGGCAGUUGUAUGUACAUGAUGUGUACAAGUUGACAGAGGUUUGUAAGGUAUAUAGAUUUGAGUUCAUACCAUUAGGUGAUCCCGAGACAUGGCUUGCUUAUGAGGGACCUACAUUGGUCGCUAAUCCCGCCUUGAGGCGAACGUCAAAUGGUCGCCCCAAAUUGACCGAUACUUGA
Arachis ipaensis is the source of this 894-nucleotide messenger RNA. RefSeq lists its product as uncharacterized. Lineage: Eukaryota; Viridiplantae; Streptophyta; Magnoliopsida; Fabales; Fabaceae. The record is from RefSeq and is a predicted model, not a curated record. Gene Ontology annotation, molecular function: zinc ion binding.